This is a messenger RNA of Neodiprion fabricii, 4153 nucleotides long. Its product is annotated as U4/U6.U5 tri-snRNP-associated protein 1. The coding region runs from base 87 to 2345 and encodes 752 amino acids. Lineage: Eukaryota; Metazoa; Arthropoda; Insecta; Hymenoptera; Diprionidae. Gene Ontology annotation, biological process: maturation of 5S rRNA; mRNA cis splicing, via spliceosome. The record is from RefSeq and is a predicted model, not a curated record. Gene Ontology annotation, cellular component: U4/U6 x U5 tri-snRNP complex. The transcript is spliced from 11 exons.
UUCGUGAUCGUGAUAGAGUCUAUUCAACACAAGACGAAGUUCGACGUUCAGUUAAAUUUAUAGGUUAAAGUGUUAAGAUUAAAGAAAUGGGAUCUAAUAAGCGGCACAAGACUGAAAAAACUCGUGAAACUAAGAAAAAACGUCAUCGCAGCCGUUCUAGAUCGCACUCUAUAGAACGUGAAAAAGUCGACAAACAUAGGCAUCACAAAAAACAUAAAAGAAGAGAACGCAAGGAUCACGACAGCGAUGUUGAAAUUGUCAGCGCUCCACCACCUCCAAAAAUAUCGAGAAUACCACAUGCACUGACGCCACCACCUCCUCCAGAAAUAUCUCGUCAAAGGAGUGCAUCUCCAACCAAAGGAGGAGCAGCGCAGACAUCAUUGUCAGUUGAGGAAACAAAUAAGUUACGAGCAAAGCUUGGUCUAAAACCUUUGGAGACCAGUACUACCUCUGUAGAUGAUCCUAACAAAAUCAAAGAUGAUUUAGGAGAAUUUUAUCACAAGCCAGCACCAAAUACUAACGAUAAAGUAAAAACGCAAAAGAUCAAAGAUAGACUGAACACGCAGAAGGAAAAACGACAGAUUGAAUCCAAUCUUUCAAAACUCAAAACUUUGGGCGAAAGCGAUUCAGAUGAUGACGCCAAGGCUUGGGUGCAAAAAAACCGUCUCCUUCAGUUGGAGAAAAAGAAGGCUGAUGCAAGGGCAAAAAUGUUGGAUCAGUUGGACGAAGAGUUCGGUAUAGGUACUCUUGUUGAGGAAGAGGUUCAAAGUGAACGUCGUUCAGCCUACUCGAACAAAGAUUUACGAGGGCUCAAAGUCGAACAUGACAUGGAUACUUUUGAGGAGGGCAAGACCCUUGUACUGACACUCAAAGAUCAGGCAGUUUUAGAUGAGCAUGAAGAUGUACUAGUAAACGUAAAUAUGCUGGACGAAGAGCGUUAUUCGCGCAGUAAUUUGAAUAAAACUAAAAAACCUGGGUACGAUGCGUAUGAUGAAGACAAUUUUGAUGAGUUUGGAUUCCCAGUGAAAACGGUUCUAGACAAAUAUGAUGAAGAGAUAGAUGGACAGAAAAAGGAAAGUUUUGCCAUUGGUUAUGAUAAUGCUAAAGAACGAAAACAACGACAAACUGAAAUUGUAAAACACCGCCUAGCGAACAAAAAAUUGGAAACACUAAGGAUGCCAGAGCUACAGUUAGCUAGUGAAUAUUACACUGAUGCAGAGUUGGCAAAGUUUAAGAAACCCAAGAAAAAAAUCCGAAAAAUCAGACAGAAAAAGAUGUUGAAGGCAGACGAUCUUGUUCCUGAUACAACUGAUUAUCUCAGAGAUUUAGGAAGUCGAAGGAAUUCAAGACAUAAAGAAAAAAAGGAUCAUGAGGAUCCUGAAAAUCUUGUUAUGGAUGUCGAUGAUACAGAAAAUACAAGUGAAGACUUGUCGGGUGUUAAAAUUGAAGAUGAUGACAGAGAACUCGAAUGGCAGUUGGCAUUGAAAAAAGCACAACGUGUGAAACUAGCACGUCAAACUGGGGUAGAAAAAGUUGCUCAAACAAUAAAACAAGAAAUUGACAAUUCAAAUGACAAUCAAGUUGGUAAUAUUGUACUCAAUGCGACUGCUGAAUUUUGUAGAACAUUAGGAGACAUUCCAACUUACGGGCUUGCUGGAAACAGGGAAGAAAAUGUUCAAGAACUCAUGGACUUUGAGGCUGAGGGGAUCAAAGAUGAAACGGUAGAUGAUGGAGAAGAUGCUGAUGGCCGUGGAGCUUGGAAUACAGUAAAAAUAGAUGAAGCUGCAGCUGAGCCAAUAACACUGGAGGCUGCAAUUUUGGAUGCAGAACCAUCGCUUGGACAGGGUGUAGGCGGUGCUCUAAGACUUGCAAUGAGUAAAGGUUAUUUACAAAAAGAGGAUACUAACAGACCUUCUGCAUCCCGUUUUGCUCAUUUACAGGCACAAAAUUAUUCUAUUGAAGAUAAAACUUAUGGGGAUGAUGACAAGUUUGGCAGAAGAGAUAGGUUUAAUGGACCAACUUCCGAAUUCAAAGAACGAGACGGAUUUAAGCCCAAUGUCAAGUUGGAAUAUAUCGACGAUGAUGGACACGUUUUGAGUGCCAAGGAAGCAUUCCGAUAUCUUUCUCAUAAAUUUCAUGGUAAAGGUCCUGGGAAGAACAAGGUGGAAAAGAGAAUGAAGAAAUCUGAGCAAGAAGUAUUGAUGAAGCGGAUGUCUUCUACUGAUACUCCACUAGGUACACUUAAUCUAUUGCAAGCUAAGCAAAAAGAAACACAAUCUCCAUACAUUGUGCUGAGUGGCAGCAAGCAGUUGCAAACGACGAGCAUAUCAAAGACGAAGCAUUAAAAUUAUCAAUUAAAAGAUGGAAAAUCAAGAUGUACAUUAUUAUACAUAAUGUAAUAUUAAAUCUCUGAUAAGGUUUGCGUAAGGGUGAGUGUUCUAAAGCUCAGUUCUCAGGUAUCUUAAGAAUAUUACAUAAAUCAGCAGAUCCUAUUAAAAAAAUUUUGAUCAUCUUUAUAAUACAAAACCCGUUUUUAUCCUUGUAUUAUUUACAAUUUCAUAUGUUUAAAUGUGUGUAUAAUUCCAUUGUUUAGACGCUUACAAUUACCUUUAACACCGUAAUGAGGUGUCACAAUAUCAUGAUACAAUUAUUAAAGUUCAUAAAUUAAUUUCGGUAGAUAAUGAGUUCUCUACCGAAACUAGGAGAAUUUGUUGUUUGCAUUACAGUGUCAAAUCAAUUAUUCAAUUGAAACCGUAAUAAUUUAUUCUUAGGAAAUAUGAAAUUUGAAAAGUAUGAACUGGAAUCUUCUAAAUAAUGAAAACUGAUUCACUAUAGCAAUACAAAUAUUCGAAGCAUAAACUGAUGAUGAGGAAAUUUUGAGAGAAAAUGUACGAAGAAGUAAACUAAAACGAAUAGUAAAAGUGUAAAAAAAAGAAUAAUAAAAUUAGUGACCCAAAAUUUAGGAUGUUCAUUUACUUUCGGUCGCAAAAUUUAUACUUCAACUCUAUGUCCAAAAAUUCCGCCUCGUGGAAAAAGUGACAUCUUCCGAAAGUCGUAUAUUCUGUUUGCUACACAUAUAUCAGAAAUGCUUGAAUUUUAAGUAUACAUAUAUUAAUAAAUGUCAUUCAAAACAAUUUAGGUGCAAGGAAUUUUAGUUAUUACUUUGCAGAUUACAAGCAUCAAUAGACCUGAUCACCUUCAUUUUAUUUCACUUUGCAUGCAUGUAUAUGUAAAACUCGAAUGAAACCUUUUUCAAUAAUAAAUGAACGACUUACCUGAAUACAUAGUUGAUUUUACACAUGCCGACGUUGAAAUUUAUCGUUAACUUGGACUUUCAUCCCACUUUGUAUGUCAUUACCAGACUCUCGAAUUAUGUUAUUAAGAAAAUUAUGCAUUGAAUCACAGUGAAGAAUACGUUUUGAUUAAUGUUCACAUUUAUUAAAACUAUAACAAAUACUUAUAAAGGUUUCUUACUAGCUAAACUGCAUUGUAUGAUUGAUUGUAGCCUUCUACAUAAAAUCGUUACCCUAGUUGUUAUCACUAUUUACACGAGAUAUGUUUGCAAAAACUUCGGAGUAUAAAAAAGUCGGAUUUUUCGGGAUGGGAAAUAUCUGAAUGUUAUUUUUGCAUAUGUAAAACCGUCACAUAUAUCUAAUGUAGAUAGUGAUUAGCAAUGGAUCUACAAAAUUUAUACUAAUGAAUAACAAUUAUGAAGCAUACGUUCAUUAAUGUUAGCAUUAAAGCUUUAUUUGUGCAUCUCGAUCGAUUAUACGCAUUUGUGAUUCAAAAGCUAUUCAAAACGGAUGUCUGCAGUUACAGACACGUUCAUUUUGCCUAAAAAUGUAAAAGAUUAUACAAACUGGUCUAGGGAUUUGGUAGAAGCGGUUUUUAUAAUUUGGUUUGAAAAAAAAAGCUAAAAGUAACAUUGGGUUUCUUAUGUUUCAAAGUCCGUUUGUGUGUAUACACUGGCAUUGUUCAUUAGUUGGUUGAUUAUUAGCUAUAAAAAACAUCAUUGGCACUCAAAAUUUACAGAGCACAGUUCAGAUGUUGAGUUGUAAUAAGAUUGUGCAGUAUAGAAUUCCACUUCACAGUCUGUUUUAUUGUCGUGUCGGUCAUAAAUCUUCCUUAUCCUCUCAUAGUGGCACAUAUUGUA